UUCCGGGCAUCGUACGGGCCCGGUGUCAUUGAGAUGGCAUGCGAUCGCAAUAAGUAAGUAGGCACCACACCGGCUGCGUGCCCCAACACUGAUCCUUUUCUCGCGAUCGAAUAUCCGUAUGCGUACAAUGUAUUAUUCAUUCUUAACAACGUUAACUUAUCUCCUCUGCGCCGCCGCGCAGUCCACAUUCACCCCCGUGCGUCCCCCUUCCAUCCCCCUCGCUGUCAAGUCCCCGUACCUAAGCGCCUGGCUCCCGGCGGGCAUCAAUGGUGGCAACGGUGGCUAUCUUGCGGGUCAGUGGCCGCAGUUCUACGCGGGCCAGACGCUCGGGUGGACGGGCCUGGUGCGCGUCGACGGCGCGACAUAUACGUGGAUGGGGAUGCCGAAAUUGGAACUGCCGGUAGCGAAGCAGACGGGGUGUGAGUAUACGGCCAGCAAGAGCGUGUUUACGCUCGAAAUCGGGGAAAAGGUGGCGCUGAACGUUACUUUUCUGUCGCCGCUUACCCCGCGGGAUCUCAAGCGGCAGUCUUUAGUGUUCUCGUAUAUGGAUGUUGAGGUCUGGUCUUUGGACGGCGGAUUGCACGAAGUACAGAUCUAUACUGACAUCAGUGCCGAGUGGAUCUCUGGCGAUGUUGGUGCGGUGGCCACUUGGGAUUUUGGCCUGAAGGAAGAUGUGGUAUACCACAGAUUGUCGAGGCAAGAGCAACAGCCAUUCGUGGAGAACAAGGACCAAGCAGAAUGGGGAAAUUUUUACUACGCGACUGAUGCGCGUAAUGGUCUGACAUACCAAUCUGGUACGGAUGAUGAUGUCCGGGGUGGCUUUGUGGCGUCUGGCCAGUUGGCGAGCUCGAAUGAUACCAAUUUUCGUGCUAUCAACAGCAGCUGGCCGGUCUUUGGAUACGCCGUCGAUAUCAAAACCGUGGGCAAUUCCCCAGUCUCAACUCUGUUCUCGCUAGGAUUAUGUCAAAAUGAGGCAGUACAGUUCCUGGGAGCGGACGGACUGGUCAAUCUCCCAUCACUGUGGAGGAAUUAUUUCGCGGAUGAUCUUGAAGCCCUCGUGUUCUUUCAGAAGGACUAUUCCGAGUACAGGAAGAUUUCGUCCGACUUAGACGCACAAGUUUUGGAAGAUUCGAUCACGGCUGCUGGGAAAGACUAUGCAGUUCUGACCACUCUGGCCGCCCGACAGGCAUUUGGGGCGACUCAGCUUGUCGGCACUGGUGAGAAGCACUACCUUUUCCUAAAGGAGAUAUCUUCAAAUGGCAAUACUCAGACUGUGGAUGUGAUAUACCCUGCAUCGCCUAUCUUCUUCUACUUAAAUCCAGAUCUGAUCAGGCUACUGCUGGACCCGCACUUUGAGAAUCAAGAAAGUGGCCACUAUCCUAACAAAUGGGCUAUUCAUGACCUUGGAACACAUUAUCCGAACGCUACUGGCCACACAGACGGUUUUGAGGAAUUCAUGCCACUGGAAGAAAGUGGAAACAUGAUCAUCAUGGUCCUGGCCUACGUCCAGCAUUCCGGAAACAUCGACUACAUCAAGCAGCACUACCCGAUUCUCAAGCAGUGGGCAGAAUAUCUGGUCGAACACAGUCUCUACCCUGCCCACCAGCUCUCAACCGACGACUUCGCCGGCCACCUAGCCAACCAGACAAACCUCGCCCUCAAAGGCAUCAUCGCCAUCGAAGCAAUGUCGCACAUCUCUUCUCUCAUCGGCCAGCCCGCCGACUCACAGACUUUCUCCACAGUCGCACAUGACUACAUCGCAAAAUGGCAGACGCUAGGCAUCAACACCGAUACAUCCCCUCCUCAUACCAUUCUCAACUACGGUAACGCAUCCACCUGGGGCCUGCUGUACAAUCUCUUCAACGAUCGCCUUGUGGGCACGAACCUCGUGCCCCAGAGCGUCUACGAUAUGCAGUCCGCGUUCUACCCCACGGUGAAGGAGAACUUCGGCGUUCCGCUUGAUACGCGGAAUCGGUACUACGCAAAGUCUGACUGGGAGAUGUUCUGCGCAGCGGUGGCGAGCGAGGAAACGCGAGACAUGUUUAUCAAGGACUCAGCGCGGUGGGUCGGCGAGACGGAGUCGAGUAGGCCGUUCUCGGAUCUGUAUCAGACAAACGAUGGGUCGCAACCGCCGGAUAUUGAUUUCAAGGCGAGGCCGGUGGUCGGGGGGUUGUUUGCGCUGUUGUUGCUCGAGGGGGUAAGGAGUCCGGUGCAGAUUGGAUAACCAUCGUGUGGUCGUCACAUGUUUUCUUCGCCGUACUGUCGUGCCUUCAAGACGCCCGCUUCCCAGUCUAGAAUAAUCCAACCACCUCACGUUUCCACACAUUCACUUCCCCUGCUCCUCAACCACCUUCUCCGCCUCACUCUUCUUCCCCUUCCCCUUCUUCCCCUUCUUCCCAG
Molecule: messenger RNA, 2400 nt
Organism: Boeremia exigua
Lineage: Eukaryota; Fungi; Ascomycota; Dothideomycetes; Pleosporales; Didymellaceae
Exons: 4
Coding region: 119-2224 (701 amino acids)
Biological process (GO): carbohydrate metabolic process
Source: RefSeq, a predicted model, not a curated record